CCUGUGGCAUGUCAGGUGCUGCUCAGGGAAGACCAAAAACAAUUGGAGGAAUGCUCUUGAAUUCUAUCUUUAACACUGUGACUUGAUUACAGAAGCACAUUGAGAAUGCCUCUGUGGCAGAGAAGUAAAGUUAUAGUACUGAAACGAGGGAAGGAAUUCUGCACAGGAAGUCAGUUCCUGAUCUUGGCGUUUCAACCCCUCCUCUUCAUCAGGCUAACAGCCCUGAUAUCGAGAGCUUGGUUACCUGCUGGAUGUAAUGACAAUUUUUUUCUUUCAAAGAAGUAUGACUCAAGGUGAUUAUGGGAAGUGGACAAUAUCCAGUAGUGACGAAAGUGAGGAGGAAAAGCCAAAACUAGACAAGCCAUCUACUUCUUCCCUCCCCCAUGCUGGACAAGGAGCAGCAAAUGAACCAAGAUACACCUGUUCUGAGGCUAGGAAAGCUGCCCAUAGAAGGAAAUUGUCACCUGUGAAGUUCAACACAGAUUCACAAGUUUCACCUCCCAAAAGGCAGAAGAGUGGUUCCCAGGAAGACCUAGGUUGGUGUCUCUCCAGCAGCGAUGAUGAGUUGCCACCAGGAACACAGCAGAAGGAAGCUAAGAACGUGGUGGUCAAAGAGGAGAGCGGCAUCUCUUCUCCCAAAGACCGUGCCGCCCAAAGAACUGGAAAUCAUGGCCCUCCCGCCCACCAUGGACGAAAAGAGGAGGAAGAGGAGUACGAAACUUCAGGGGAAGGCCAAGACAUUUGGGACAUGUUGGAAAAAGGGAACCCCUUCCAAUUUUACCUCACUAGAGUCUCGGGAAUUAAGCCAAAGUAUAACUCUGGAGCCCUCCACAUCAAGGAUAUUUUAUCUCCUCUAUUUGGGACACUUGUAUCUUCAGCUCAGUUUAACUACUGCUUUGACGUGGACUGGCUCAUAAAACAGUAUCCACCAGAGUUCAGGAAGAAACCAAUUCUACUUGUGCACGGAGAUAAACGAGAAGCUAAGGCUCACUUACAUGCCCAGGCCAAGCCUUAUGAAAACAUUUCCCUUUGCCAGGCAAAGUUGGACAUUGCGUUUGGAACACACCACACGAAAAUGAUGUUACUACUGUAUGAAGAGGGCCUCCGGGUUGUCAUACACACCUCCAACCUCAUCCAUGCUGACUGGCACCAGAAAACUCAGGGAAUAUGGUUGAGUCCCUUAUACCCACCAAUUAUCCAUGGAACCCACAGAUCUGGAGAAUCAACAACACAUUUUAAAGCUGAUCUCAUCAGCUACUUGAUGGCUUAUAAUGCUCCUUCACUCAAGGAGUGGAUAGAUAUCAUCCAGGAGCAUGAUCUUUCUGAAACCAAUGUUUAUCUUAUUGGAUCAACCCCAGGACGCUUUCAAGGAAGUCAAAAAGAUAAUUGGGGACAUUUUAGGCUUAGAAAGCUUCUGAAAGAGCAUGCGUCUCCUAAAGGAGAGUCUUGGCCGGUAGUAGGUCAGUUUUCAAGCAUUGGGUCUAUGGGAGCUGAUGACUCGAAAUGGUUGUGUUCCGAGUUUAAAGAAAGCUUGGUGACGCUGGGGAAGGAAAGCCAAACCCCAGGGAGAAGUGCCGUUCCUCUUCAUCUGAUCUAUCCUUCUGUGGAAAAUGUGCGAACCAGCUUAGAAGGAUAUCCAGCUGGGGGCUCUCUUCCCUAUAGCAUCCAGACAGCUGAAAAACAGAAUUGGCUCCAUUCCUAUUUUCACAAAUGGUCGGCUGACACAUCUGGCCGCAGCAAUGCUAUGCCACAUAUUAAAACAUAUAUGAGACCUUCUCCAGACUUCAGUGAAAUUGCUUGGUUCCUUGUCACAAGCGCAAAUCUCUCCAAGGCCGCCUGGGGAGCAUUAGAGAAGAACGGCACCCAGCUGAUGAUCCGUUCCUAUGAGCUUGGGGUCCUUUUCCUGCCGUCAGCAUUUGGCCUGGACAGCUUCAAAGUAAAACAGAAAUUCUUCUUUGGGAGCAAGGAGCCAGCGGCCGCCUUUCCUGUGCCAUAUGACCUGCCUCCAGAACUGUAUGGAAGUAAAGAUCGGCCAUGGAUUUGGAACAUUCCUUAUACCAAAGCACCAGAUACACAUGGGAAUAUGUGGGUUCCUUCCUGAGAAUCUUAAAGCACUGUGAAAUUUAGGUGUAAGAUGUCAAGCCCCAAAUAAUAGAUGUUCUUAUUUGUACUGGAUAUUCACCCUUAAAUGACACCCCUAACAAAAUUCUGCAUAACUCACUCUUGUGAACAUGGAUGCUCGUUGUACUUUCAAUGGUCAUUAACAGUGUCACUAAAAAAUAUAUUUUCUUAAUUCACUAAAAGUUUUGGAAUGAGAGCUAUGAAAUUUGACAAUGUUCAGAGUAUAGUGAUGUGGAAUUUCACAAUGACGUCCGCUCUUCCAAAGUGGAGAUUGACGGUGUGUAGCGUUCUCCAUCCUGAAAGAUGCUCUUCAUUCAACUGAAACUUGUCAGGGGAAGAAUGUGAUCGUUGGCUUAUCACCCAGCCCUCCGCUUUCUGAGCGUGUCUUAGGGUUGCUGGACAGGAGUCUGCAGAUGUUCCUGGCCUCUGCCACUGAGGUCGGUGUGGCUACCCCUCAGAUGCACCGAGUCCUACUGCCUCUUGUCGUCCUGCAGCUUCACGAGGCUUUUCAUCCAGGUGCCAUGCUGGCUGCCUCUGCUUACAGAUGGGUCCUGCUGGACUGGGCCACCCCCCAUUUCCUCAUCCAUUCCCCGGAACAGAUGGGGGUCUCUUUCAUCUCCACAAGUUUCCAGAAAAGACAGCUCACAGAACCAUAUAACGCACAAGUAUUUUACUUGCAAGAAACCCUGAAAGGUAACCUAAUUUGGUGCCUUCAGUUCGCAAGCAAGGAAACUCAGUCCUAGAAAGGUUCAGAAUGUUCCCUGCAUCACAGGUGAUUUGGGUCAAAGCUGUGAGUGUCUCCGCUUUAUGUAUGUAUGUCCUUCAUACUUAUCCCGUUCUCUUAAGGUGACGUGGACCACCUUCUUUUCUACGUGAGGCUGAUUUCCAGUUUGUCUCCAGCCUCUUUAUCUUACAACUUAGAAGAGUGUCGAAUAUUAGUUUUGAAAGAUUUUUGAAGAUUGCUUUUCAUACUGUUCCUCAGAGGCCUACGAUUUUCACCUUAGGACCUGGCAGGGCAGAGGGAGCGUGCUGUCAUAGAGAAGUCUGGGAAGACAGUUGCAAGCCCUCCGCUCUUCUCCUGUCACAGAAACUCUGCUUUACCUAGUCAGUAUUUUGGGAUUCCGUAAAGGAUAUUACCUGGGAUUAUGUGUGUUUGCGUGCUCGUGCUGCUUAGAAAAAGUGAAAAACCACCGAAUUACUCAUCUUACCUGUGUAAUGAACUGGUUAAACUAAGGCUUAAACCUAUUCUGACCCUCCCUUUUACUUCCCAGAACAUGCAAACCCUCCAUCAUGGCCGGGAAGGCUCCCGGGGCUGGCCUGGAGUGGGUGCUGGGCAGUCUGUGUGUUCAAAGGCCUGUCAGGGGACCUGUGAUUCUCACCAGCAUGGUGGUCCCAUCCUGGGUGGGGGUGGGGCGGCACCAAACAAGCAUCUCAGUCAGCGGUGUCACUACGACUGUGAGCAGGACUCAACAAGCCUGGGCUCUGCAGGAUGGGUUCAGCCACUCGAGAGGACAGCCGCAGGUCGACAGCAGUCACUGGGCGGAGUCAGUCACACAGGUACAGUGCUCAUCUGAUCUGCAUCCCUGCAAAGUGGGUUGAAGCUCAGAGCUGGUCAGACUGCCAGAGUUUGAAUCCCUGCUCUGCCACUUACGGCUGUGUGACCUAGACCAGGUUAUUUCACUUCUCUGUGCCUUGGUCCCUCAACUAUAAAAUGGCAGGGGUGGUGGUAAUAGUCCUCGCAGAGGACGACGGAGAGUGGUGGGUGCAUGCGUGGAGAUACUCAGAGCCUACUCCUGCCGCUGCUACAGUUGAUCCAUUGGGAUUAUCCUCAUUUUCCUGAUAAGGAAAUCGGGACGCAAAAAGGUGAAGUGCUUGUGCAAGGUCAUACUUCUAGAAAGUGCUCUCACCAGUAUUUGAACCCAGGUCUGUCAGCGCCCUAAGCCUGUUUUCUGCCAGGUGGCCCAAGCUCCCAGACAGCAUGGUAUGGGAGCAGAGGGACAGUUUUUACCCCCCAGUGUAUUGUGGACACUUUUAUAGAAUACAGAAUCGGGGGCUUGGAUGUUACAGCACUGUCAGAUUACAAUGGAAGUUCUAAAUGCUCACUUGUUUUCUGUACUCCUCACAGACCAGCCCUGGUCCAUGGGCCAUACUUCAAGUAACAUUCCUCUACAUCCAGUGGGGACCCAAAGAGGGGCCCAUCUGGAAACAAGUUCUGUAGAAUGGGUGGCUGGGGACAUCAAGGUAACAUAGGGGAAGCCCGUGGUCAAGGGUUAUGCACUCAGUGGGUGUCCAGGCCCAACUGCUAACAGCAGCCUUCUGUGCCGCUUACCCUGAUCAGCAUGGUCUCAGGGAAGGCAGGCCAGCAUGGGUAGGUGGGGUCCUAACAUGAGCUUUCUGGGCAUAGUUGAUUGCACACAUGGAAAGCAGUGCCUCAAGAAUAAUCAACAUGGGAACCCAAAAUGCAAGCAGUUCUGCCUCAUCUGAUCCUUUUUUAAAUGGAACUGACCGAAUUACCCAAAGUGCUACAAAAAAGCAUCAUCAAACAUGCCUAUUAAUGUUUGAGGAAAUUACUUCCAUUAUUCUCAGCUUUGGGUUUAACAAUUAUUUCUCCGUGACUCAAGGAUCGCUCACCCCGCCCUUGUGUCUGCAGGUAGCUGCCUGCCGCCUUUUAUCCUUUUCUCCCCCACCUUCUCCCCCUGCUUCAGAUCUGGAAACACCAGCCAGUGACUAUACCUGCUGAGGGCAAACAUCCACAUCAAAAUUCAACUUCCUGCCAUUUCAUAAACUUCUAAUAUAGGAGACUUACUGGCUGAUUAAGGAGUGUCUCAGAACGCGGACAAAAGGAACCACUGCCUUUCUGUGGAGUUUUCUCUCGAUCUUUUGAAAACUUACCUUACAUCCUUUUACAGAGAUGGACAUGUAGCCAAAAGUCUAAACAAGAUCUUCAUACUAGAUGAAUUUCGACAGAAUAUUUUUUUUAAGAUUUUUUUAUUUAUUUAUUCGACAGAGAUAGAGACAGCCAGCGAGAGAGGGAACACAAGCAGGGGAGUGGGAGAGGAAGAAGCAGGCUCAGCGCGGAAGAGCCUGAUGUGGGGCUCGAUCCCAUAACGCUGGAAUCACGCCCUGAGCCGAAGGCAGACGCUUAACCGCUGUGCCACCCAGGCGCCCCCACAGAACAUUCUGAAUGAGCGUUUGAGUCCUAAAAAAUUUGGGGGCAGAAAAUUGUCGGUCCCCACACACAGCAACAUAAGUCACUUGUCAUUUUGGCAGGAGGAUUCCAUGUCCCCUCCACCUCCCACACUCUUAUGAAGAGAGGAAUGCUUUUAUGGGGUGAAGGAGGGAGAGGAUUUUUUUUUCUUUUUUCUUUUUUUUUUCUAAGGAUUCAUUUAUUUUAGUGAGAGGGAGAGAGAAACAAGCAGACUGUGGCCUGAGCUCGAAGUCGAAGCCUGGUGCGGGGCUCAAUCUCUCCAGCCCGAUAUCACAACCUGAGCUGAAAUCAAGAAUGGGCACUUAACUGACUGCACCUCCCAGGUACCACUAAGUUAUUUAUCACAUUCCUGAGAAAGGCUACCUGGUUUUAACUAGAGUUGAUACAAAUCGUCCUUAAAAUUCACCAAUUUGGGAGGCUGUAUUUUUCCACAUAUUGUAAUAACCAGUGUUUCCUGAGCUCUUCCUCUGUCUUGACUUGUGUGCUUAAAUGCUUUACAUUUAAUCCUCACAUCAGCCUUUUGUGAAAUGACAUCCGUAAGGUUCCACAGUAACAGUGGAGCCCAGCUUUGUUUUCCUGGGUUCUUGUGUAGAAGUCAAAUAGUUCCCCUUAAUAGGACUUACUAAUAUGUGACUUCCAACACAUACAGUUUCUGCAUCAGAUUUGGUAUGCUGAAAAUAAGCAUCUUAGAUUCCAUUUUGUCAACUCUUUUCCCCUCACAUAAAAUUAGUUUACUGUCUAGGGAAAUGACCUAUUAGUCCAUUGUGAAACCAUUUUUGGAUGAUCUGGAUGUUUGGUUCAAAUCUCAGGACAUUUUACUUUCUCCCUCAUAACUGAAAAAUCAGAGCUGUAAUUAAUCCCUUCGUCGAAAAUUCAAGGAAGAGAAUGCCUUGAAAAUACUUGCUUUUGAUUGAUGAAUAACUCAGAAAAAGGCUAGGUAGGCAUUCUUUAUUUACAUCUGUAAAAUGUAGCAGUUGUAUUGACAGAUGAAUGAUAUUCAUUAUAAUGACAAAGUAUGAUGGCAAAAGUGUAGGAACUCAAUUACUGGCAGAAAUAGCUUAAAUAUUAUAUAGGAUUAUAUCUAAAAUUCUGUUGAUAAUGUGCUAACUACAUGUAUGCAUAGA
This is a messenger RNA of Ailuropoda melanoleuca (giant panda), 6453 nucleotides long. RefSeq names its product tyrosyl-DNA phosphodiesterase 1 (gene TDP1). The transcript is spliced from 16 exons. Gene Ontology annotation, molecular function: double-stranded DNA binding; single-stranded DNA binding; 3'-tyrosyl-DNA phosphodiesterase activity. Bases 257 to 2101 code for a protein of 614 amino acids. Lineage: Eukaryota; Metazoa; Chordata; Mammalia; Carnivora; Ursidae. Gene Ontology annotation, biological process: DNA repair. Gene Ontology annotation, cellular component: nucleus. The record is from RefSeq and is a predicted model, not a curated record.